Eruca vesicaria subsp. sativa (arugula) is the source of this 994-nucleotide messenger RNA. Lineage: Eukaryota; Viridiplantae; Streptophyta; Magnoliopsida; Brassicales; Brassicaceae. The record is from the annotation of a GenBank genome assembly.
GAGAUCAGCGAACAUGAGAAGAUCUCCUUGCAAUGAUGACUCUGGUCUCAAGAAAGGUCCUUGGACUCCUGAAGAAGAUGAGAAACUUGUCAACUAUGUCCAAAAACAUGGCCAUCGUAGCUGGACUGCUCUUCCCAAGCUUGCUGGUCUUAACAGGUGUGGGAAGAGUUGCAGGCUAAGAUGGACAAACUACUUGAGACCUGACAUCAAGCGAGGAAGAUUCUCUCCAGACGAGGAACAGACUAUCUUGAACCUUCAUGCAGUUGUUGGAAACAAGUGGUCAACGAUUGCAAACAACUUACCAGGGAGAACAGACAACGAGAUCAAGAAUUUUUGGAACACUCAUUUGAAGAAAAAGAUGAUUAAUAUGGGAAUUGACCCAAUGACUCAUCGUCCAAGAACUGAUGUCAUUUCCAGCUUAUCUCAGCUUGUGUCUAUGUCCUCUAACCUAAGAGGUUUUGUUGAUAUGCAGCUACAGUUUCAAACAGAUCAAGAGCAAACUAUACUGAAACUCCAAACCGAGAUGGCAAAACUCAAAUUGUUACAAAACCUCCUAAACCCUAAUGACACUCUUAGUCUUCUCAACUCUAUUGCCUCUUUCAAAGAAGCCUAUACCACCAACAAUAAUCUCGACCUUGGUUCCUAUCUUCAGGACUUCAACAGCAUACCAUCUCUAAAAACCUUAAACUCCAACGUCGGAGUAUCAUCAGUUUUCCCCCAAGACAAUCACUUCAGUUUCUUCACUCAAAGAGAGGACUUACCUGUGUCUCCGAUCUGGCUCUCGGAUCCCUCCAGCUCAAAUCAGAGUUUGUUACCUUCUCUUGAUCCUUCAUCUGUUGUGAGUGAUGAUCUGAUUAGAAACCAGUACAUUAGUGAAGAUGUCAAUAGCAAUCUCAUGACCUCUUCAAGCCGUCAAGAAUCAUCAGGAGCUUCAGCUUCAGCUAUAUGGCCUGAUCAUUUAUUGGAUGAUUCCAUAUUUUCCAAUAUUCUCUAG